GUUGUUGCUACCUCGGGCUCAGGAAUCGCCACGAAAACUUAAAAUUUACGCCAAGUAACGGUUUCGGUUGACGACGUUCUUCCUGUUCUCUUCCACAAACAAUGCAGAGCAGAUGGAUACGACAGGGGGCACUAAUGUGAUCCGAAGGAAGAUUAUGAGGUCAAAGAAAGGCAGCGGCUGGCAUAAGUCACGAGAGGAAAGGCCCCUUAGACCAUCGAAGGAAGAAAGGCCCCUCAGAUCAUUCAACAGCCAAGCUGAAAGGGAACGGUUUACUGAUGUCUGGAAUACAGACACAGAUUCAGAUGAUGAACUCUCCUGGGAUGAAGACAUUGAGUACAGGUCAUAUACAGUUAAAAAGAGAAAAAAUGGACAGAGAUCAGUGUUGCAGAAAUCUUUCAUUUUACUGCUCGUUGUGGCGAUCCUCAUCAUUGCGGUGCUUGCUGGAGUGAUCAUUUGGCAACAUCUGCAGAAGACUGAAUCAGAACGGACGUGUUACAGCCCAGAAUGCAUCCAGGCCAGUGCCUACAUCAUGGGGAAGAUGGACCUUACCGUGGACCCCUGCCAGGAUUUCUAUCAGUACACAUGUGGCAACUGGAUGAAGACCACCAAAGUCCCGCCCUCCCGUCCACGCUACAACAUCUUCUCAGAAAUUGAUGACCAGAACAAUGAAAAAGUGAAGGCUAUUUUGGAGAAGAGCGGUUCAACUUUUAUGAAUAAUCACUCCACGGCGAUAGAGAAAGCGAAGACCUAUUACAGGCUGUGCAUGAACGAGGACAGGAUAGAGCAUCAGGGAGUGACUCCCGUUCCGUUAUCUUUCUUUCAGUUCAUACGUGACCUGCACUCUUGGCCUUUGACCUCAGCACAUGGUGUCACAUGGUCAAAUGCAUCAUGGGACUUUCUCACGGCACUAACAACCAAUCACAUGAAGGGAUUUGAUGCUUUGUUUGACAUGACUGUUUCUGUAGAUGACAAGAACAGCAGUCAGUAUAUGAUGCAGUUUAGUCAGAGUGGUUUAUCCUUGGCCUCCAGAGAAGAAUAUUUCACCAACCACUCAAAUUACCAAAGCAUAAAAAGACUCCUGGAGUUUGGUGCUCAGCUUGGGGAGUUGUGGGGAGACAACUCCACCGUAAGGGCAGGGAUUUCUGAUAUCUACGAUCUGGAGACCCAGUUAGCACAUAUUCAUGUUCCGCAGGAAGAGUUGCUAAAUCCAGAAACUUACCACAAAAUGGCGGUCUCAGAAUUCCAGAAGCUGAUCGGGUCGUCUAAAUUGGACAUUUCUCGUUACCUGAAGACUCUGUUUGGGAGAGACCUUGGUGAUAUCUCUGUACUCGUUUAUACCCCGAACUACUUCCGACAUCUAGGAGGGGUCCUCACUAAAACAACGAAAAGCACUCUCGCUAACUACAUCGUGUGGAAUGCAGUAAACUCGCAGGUGGGCUAUUUCCCGGCGAGUUUCAUAGAGGCCAGUCUCCUGCUGAGUAAGGUGGAGAGCGGGAUUAAGGGCCUUGAUCCUCGGUGGCGGAGGUGUAUCAACAAAGUCAACGGAGCGUUUGGAUUUGCUUCUAGCGCCCUCUACGUUCAGGAGUAUUUUGCCAAAGAGAGCAAAUCCAAGGUCCUAAAUAUAGUAAAGGAGAUUGAGGAGGCAUUUAUUCUGGGAAUGCCAAUGGUAUCGUGGAUGGAUGAGAAAACCCGACAGAUUGCUACGGAGAAAGUUCGCAAGAUCGUCCAGAUGAUCGGAUAUCCGGACUGGAUCCUGAACACCACAGAACUGGACAAAUACUAUGAAAAUGUGACGCUUUUAGAGGGAGAAUUCUUCCAGAGUCAUCUACACAGCCUUCGACACUCCGUGGAGAGAAACCUGAACAAGUUGGGAACCAUUCCCGACAGACGGGAGUGGCACAUGAUGCCGGUGGUGACGAACGCAUAUUAUUCCCAGGCCUAUAACCAGAUUGUCUUCCCAGCGGGCAUUCUCCAGCGUCCGUUCUUCACAGCCACAUUUCCUAUGUCCUUCAACUUUGGUACUACAGGGAUGAUUAUAGGCCAUGAAAUGACACAUGGGUUUGAUAACAAAGGUCGCCAUUAUGAUAGAUAUGGAAAUCUGAAUAACUGGUGGAGCAACCAAUCAGCAUCCAGCUUCAAGAAGGCGACGUCAUGCAUGGUCAAACAGUACUCCUCAUACAUCGCAGAAAAUACUCACUUGAAAGGAGAACGUGUUCUUGGAGAAAACAUUGCUGACAAUGGAGGUCUAAAAACAGCAUACAACGCCUACAAACACUGGGAAAGGUCACAAGGGUCAACGGAGGUCAAGGACCUUCCAGGACUGUCCUUGACCCAGGAACAGCUGUUCUUUGUGGGAUUUGGUCAGUUAUGGUGCUCAUAUUACACUCCACAAUACACAAUGCAGGCCAUUCUGACAGACGAACACACGAUAGGCAAAUUCAGGACAAUAGGCGUGGUAUCAAACUCAGGAGAUUUUGCACGGGCAUUCCAGUGUGCACCUAAUACUCCAAUGAAUCCUCAAACAAAGUGCCAAGUUUGGUGAAAAUCGGAUUAUCUUUCCAUAUUGUCUGUGAUCACAGCAUGCAUUCCGUUGGACCAGAUUUUGUUAUCUGAGAUUUUGCCUGUUUAUAUUUUUCCAAAUAAGCAAACUGCCGAAAUCGAUUUCAUCCAAAGUCCAAUUAUUAUUUUCUAGAAGCUGUUAGAACAGCAUUAUUUCUAUUAUGAAUAAUUUUGUGUUUAUUAGGCCAAAUUAAAAUUAAUUAAUAGUUUCUCGGGCCAAAAUUUUCAAAUUUUAAUGAGACAGGCAGGUAUAUUUUUUUUUUACUUGGCUGUAGUAUGAGUUAUCUUUCCUUGUUUAUCUCAGCUGUAGAAUGAGUUACCUUUUUUUUCUCUCAUGUACAUAUUCAUAUACAUUAUAAGCAAUGGAAGUUUUAUUUUUAUAGAAAAAUAGUUUCACAUUACUUACUAUUAAGUGUAUACUAUUAUUCUUAAACACUUGCACAUAGAUGAGUAUGCAUUCAAUAAUUAUUUGAUCUAAACGAUACUUAAAACUUUAUCAAAACCUUUUGAAAGUUUUACAAAUUAGAUAUCUUUAGUUACACAUAAAUUGAAUAAAGAUUCCAUGCGAUUCCUUUUCAACAGAUGCAGUGGGGCCUGAGAAACUAUUGAUUGAUUUUUCUUGGCCUUAGUACAAUGUGUUGAGAUCUAGUCUCGAGUAUACAGACCUUUGGUUUGUGCUUAACAUUUUUCUACAAGCCAAUAGAACAACUUGUUAAUUGUUAAUGUCAUUUAUUAUAUUUUGUUCCCGUUUUUUUUUUAGGAUGAGAGAGGGGAGUGUGAUAUGUUAUGUAUCAAUUACACUGAUCCUUUACACCAUUGUAAAUCUAUUGCAUGUGAAGAUAUGGAUCUCAAAUGUUAUUUCUGAUAUUAAUUGAGUGUAUCAACAUUUUAUACAAUAGGAGAUACAUUUACAUUUAACUAAUGCUUCAGUAUGUUUUAGGAUAAAGAUUUCACACUACAUACAAUUUGUAUUUACAUGUAAUAUACAACAAUUUUGAAACUUGUGCUCUGUCAGGUGAUGAUCCAAUAAUUAGGGUGGUGGAUCCAGUAGAGUCACUGGAGCCCAUGUUAUUGUGUUUUAUGAAUACACUUGUAUUUAUUAUCGAUAUUUUUUUUGGUUGUUUGAUCUAACAUUCCUUUUACUUUCAUUGUGUUCAUGCAUAAUUAUUUUUUUUUUUUUUUUGUGGAAUAUGUGAACAAUUAUUUGUGAUAUUUAUAUAAAUGCUCUUGGACAAAUUUUUGAAAAUAUUUAUUACAUAUUUUGCAUAUAUAUAUAUAUAUAUAUAUAUAUAUAUAUAUAUAAAUAUAUAUAUAUAUUGUGAUUUGUUUAUGAAGACAGUUCUUGUCUUCAAAUACUGGGUUGUGAAAUUUAAUUAUGUAAUUGUUUAAGCUCUGUUUAAUUAAGAAAUCAUUUUUAGAUGUUAAUUGUAGAUAAACUGGGAAUCUCUUGUCUAUUUAAUGAUAGGCUUUGGGAAUUCUGUCACUGUCUGAUGAUGGGCUUAGAGAAUCACAUGGUAAUCUGAUGAUACAGAUUUACAAAAAAAAUUACAAAUAUCUCAUUUCUGUCAUUUUAAUUUUUUUUAAAUUUUACUUAGUGCAAAAGAUUUUCUUUUCUGAUUUGAAUUUCUUAUAUAUAACUAAAGUACUUAUGUCCAUAAGAAUUUUCUUUGCUGCAAAUUGUCAAAUUCUGAAUUUUUCCACAUGAACUGUCUGUUAAAUGUAUAUCGUUAUUUCUCUUUAUUUAAUAUCUUUGGAUUUUCAAAUGGUUUAAGUUAUUUUGUGGAUUCGGAAAAAUCUCUGACUUGAUUUUGUCCCAGUUUGUCUUUCAUUGUUGUAAGCUAAGACGUGCGAGGGCAUAUGUAUGUGAAGUGCUUUUUUUCCCUCAUUUUGUUAGCUAAGAUGUGCGAGGGCAUAUGUAUGUGAAGUGCUUUUUUUCUCAUUUUGUUAGCUAAGAUGUGCAAGGGCAUAUGUAUGUGAAGUGCUUUUUUUCCCUCAUUUUGUUAGCUAAGAUGUGCGAGGGCAUAUAUGUAUGUGAAGUGUUUCUUUUUUUCAUUAUAAGGUUUCUUAUUGCUCAGAACAAGUAUUUCUUCUAGUGUAGCCCUGUUUUCUAAUCACUGAAUUUUACGUAGAGCAGAUUUUUGUGACCAAUGAUUUUUUUAAACAACCUCAUGAUAUGAGAUAUACACUGUAUGACAUGUAAAUUAAGUGCCUUAAAGAAAGAGAGGGGGGGGGGGAGUGCAUCUCAACUCCUUUUACUAAUGUCUUUAUUGCCCCAUGGUUUAAGAAUUCAAUUUUAUUUGUCUCAUAUGAAGGGGAGGGGGAGUUGCGUGGAAAUCCAUCGACCAGUUUUGUAUAACACCCUGUACAUGUAUGAUGAUUCAUCAUACAAGGACCAUUGAUACAAGGUCGCACAAAUUAUGUUUAUUUCACAAUAACAAAGCAAUGUUUGCUGUCUUGAAAUGCUGUUCAAUGUGUGUUGGAAAUGUCAAAUGCAGCAAUAAAUGCAGUGACCAAGCGCUGUCAUCCACUGUCUAA
Molecule: messenger RNA, 5094 nt
Organism: Ostrea edulis (European flat oyster)
Lineage: Eukaryota; Metazoa; Mollusca; Bivalvia; Ostreida; Ostreidae
Product: endothelin-converting enzyme 1-like
Biological process (GO): protein processing
Cellular component (GO): plasma membrane
Molecular function (GO): metalloendopeptidase activity
Source: RefSeq, a predicted model, not a curated record